GCAGCUUGAUGCAAAUGGACGCCAGCGAUCCAGAGGCCGCCGCGCUAGCUUGCACGAGACGUUCGGCGAAGCCGUUCAGGUCCACUUCGCGCAACACUAGCUCCAAGGGGGUUGGAGUCGCGCAUAUCGAGUUGGGGCCGCUAGGCAAGAAGCUGUCGCAGUCUAGAGUGAACCGGAAUUCCUUCAGGCAUCGAAGCGGAGCUACGAUCCUGGAUGCCACCGCGUUCUGUUCGUAGCGCAAUCAGUCAACGCCCUCUCUGUUCAGCGACACAGCGACUUACGAGAAUCCGUAGCGCAUCGAGGUGCUCCUCGCCUUCAUCCGCGAUCACCUCGAUGUGAAGCGUUUCCAGCCUCCUCGCACCCUGCUCGGCGAAGAUCUCCAAGAACUCCUCGUCCCGGAACCAGUCUGUAUUCCAGAACGCCAGGUCCAGAUGGACGGGUCGAGCAUCGUGCAGUACCUC
Molecule: messenger RNA, 461 nt
Organism: Trametes versicolor FP-101664 SS1
Lineage: Eukaryota; Fungi; Basidiomycota; Agaricomycetes; Polyporales; Polyporaceae
Exons: 1
Coding region: 9-236 (75 amino acids)
Source: RefSeq, a predicted model, not a curated record